ACGCCCACCACAGAAGCUCGCUUGUCGCCUGUCAGUGGCAGGGAUAAACCAGCUGCGCCUCCCGUCCGGUCGGGAUCCUUAGCAUCCCCGCGUAACGCUCAAACAUCAUAAAACAGCAGCAGGCAAGAUGGCUGAGAUGGGGAAAGGGGUCACCGCGGGCAAACUGGCCAUCAACAUGCAGAAGAAACUGACGCGAGCCCAGGAGAAGGUGAUGCAGAAGCUGGGCAAAGCAGAUGAGACAAAAGAUGAGAUGUUUGAAGAAAGUGUACAGAACUUCAACAAGCAGCUGAUGGAAGGAACCAAACUACAAAAGGAUUUGAGGGCCUAUUUAGCAGCUGUUAAAGCUAUGCACGAGUCAUACAAAAAGCUGUCAGAAUGUCUGGAAGAGGUAUAUGAGCCAGAGUGGUAUGGGAAAGAAGAUGUGACCACCAUAGUUGAGAAUACUGACUUGCUGUGGAUUGACUUUCAUCAAAAACUGGUGGACCAUGCUCUGAUCUCCAUGGACACAUACCUUGGGCAAUUCCCAGAUAUCAAGGCACGCAUUGCCAAACGUGGCCGCAAACUGGUGGACUACGACAGUGCUCGGCACCAUUUUGAAUCCUUGCAGCAUGCCAAGAAAAAAGAUGAAGUGAAAAUUGCCAAGCCAGUCUCGCUGCUUGAGAAGGCCGCCCCCCAGUGGGCCCAGGGGAAACUGCAAGCUCAUCUUGUUGCUCAAACUAACCUGCUGAGAAACCAGGCGGAAGAGGACUUGGGCAGAGCCCAGAAGGUCUUUGAGGAGAUUAACAUGGAUCUGCAAGAGGAACUACCAUCCCUGUGGAACAGUCGUGUGGGAUUCUACGUUAACACAUUCCAGAGUGUUGCUGGUCUGGAGGAGAACUUUCACAAGGAGAUGGGAAAGAUGAAUCAAGAUCUCAACAAUGUUCUAACCAAACUGGAUGAACAGCACAAGUCCAAUCCACCCAGAAAAAUAAAUAAAUCAUCAGAGAAGACCACAAAAUCUGUGAAAAGCUUCAGUGGACCACCUGUGAUAGAAACAACUUCUCCACCUCCUAACUCCGAAGCCAAGGAUGCCAAUCACUCUCCCUCCUCCUCACCAGUGUCUACACCAGUGCUGUCCAUUCCCAAAUCUCCAUCUCAGCUGAAGAGAGGGCCUCCAGUUCCCCCGCCUCCCAAACUCACGCCCUCCAAGGAGCUCAAACAGGAGAACAUCCUUAACCUCUUUGAUGACAAUUUUGUUCCUGAAAUCAGUGUGACAACCCCCUCACAGUUUGAGGCCCCUUUGCCUCAAGAGGGAGCCAGCUUGUUGGAUCUGGAUUUCGAUCCAAUCAAAAGCUCAGCAAGUCCAGGCGGGACAGGAGUCUCUCCUGCUCAACAGCCUUUAUCAUGGGAUUUAUGGGAGCAUGAACAGAAUCCUUCCACUGCUCAGGGGCCGACUGGGGAGCUCUGCGGGGACGCCUCUGCAGCCGACAGUGGUUUUGCUGUGGAGAGGUCCACCCAGCCCUCUGACUCUACUACAGAAACUUCACAAAUCAAUCCUGAUAAAACAGAGACAAGUAGCGAUUAUACCAGUGGAAAUGGAGCUGCCUUUACCACCACAUCUGCUAAUUCUCUUCCUGCUGUGGUUGCAGAGACCUUGCCACCAACAGCCAAUGGUGGUGCUAAUGAGAGCAUGCCAUCAGACACUGGGGAUCUGCCACCUGGAUUUAUUUUUAAGGCUCAAGCAAUGCAUGACUAUAAUGCAACUGACUCUGAUGAGCUGAAUCUGAAAGCAGGUGACCUUGUGCUUGUGAUGACCUAUGAGAAUCCAGAUGAGCAGGAUGAGGGGUGGCUUAUGGGAAUCAAAGAAGCUGAUUGGCUGCAAGAAAGAGAUCUGAAAGCCAAAGGAGUUUUUCCUGAAAACUUUACUCAGAAACUGUAACUUAAGUUUCAACUGGAUGCUCACGCCCCUAUGGCAAAGGUUUGAAUUUCCUCAGCCUACAGCUAUGGUUUUACUAAACUGAGCCAUGAGGAUUAUUUUGCCAGUGAAGGUCUGCCCUAUGUGCAAUGGAUCCCUGUUCAGGAGAUUGUUAUCAUUUUAAUAAUGCUGUUGCAAUGCAUUUGUAUUGUGCUUCUCCCCACUCGUAACCCAGGACAAACUUUUCAUUACUGGAGAAGAAGGCCAUUUGUCUUCUGGGUACAAGAAUGAACAAGUCAGGGGUUGUGAAGAAUAUAAAAACUCUGCUUCAGUGUUCAUAUCUCAAAGCGGUGUGUGUAGCAGGUGUUAUUUGUGCACCCUGCAGCUGUGAAAUUUAAGAUUUUUCUUCUUUUUUUUAUCUCCAAGCAUCACCUUGACAUUUCACCUAUGAUAUGUGUAUAGUGUGAUGAGGAAUCAGAAUCUUCAGCUCAGGGUCACUAUUGACCAGUGGAACAAUCAGGCUGUCAUCUGCUUUCUUCACUUCCAUUGCACCCUUUUUUCCUCAUUAUGUGGCAAAUACUUGCAUGCUUCAUUUUACACUUUAGCUUUAGUAAACUAGCUGUCUGUAUGUGCUGCCUGUGAGUACUCCAGUCUCGCUCUUCAGGUUGUCACGCUGUCUUUAAAUUUAUAUUUCAGAUUAGCUAACUAAAAAUGAUUUUAAAUGAAAGAAUAUAUAUUGCAAGAUAAUGUCUUGAGUAGCAGAGCUGGGAUGUUUUGGGAGGAUGGCUGAUACUCCAGUCGCCCUAUAGAUCCCAGAGUCUGCCAUGUUUUAAUGGAAAUUCUUACUUUUCUUUUCCAAAGUCUUCUGUGAGCCCCUAGUCAUUCUCCAUCCCAUGGAGUUUUUUGCAACUUCACAGCCGAACCUCUGGUUAUAGUUUUGGCUUCUAAUACUAAACGUUUAGCUAGGAAGCAUUGACGCCUUCAUUUGCCUGCCCUAUAGGGAGGUAAGACCAGCAGUAGCCCAUCAAACAUGGUUUUUCCAGAAUGAAGUUAAUCAUCAUUUUAGGAAAUUAAUGAACUUUGUUAGUUUCUAUGUAACCUGUCUACGUGGCAGGCACUAGAAAUGUGGGCUCCUUGUUUUCGGCAUUUUUGAACAGGAAUAACUCAGAAGCCAUACUUUUGUGUUGGCUUCAUAGACAUAAUGUGCACAAUACAUGGCUGCUAAUUUUGAAUAAUACUUGGUGCUUACAGCUGUCAAGAGAAGAAGGUAAUGAUGUUGUGAUGAUAUCCCAAAAGAGCUGGAACCCAACAUCACUUUGGCCAGUAUUCUGUUUUCAAUUCCUACCCUGGUUAUUGUGAAUUACUUCGUUCUACCUUAUGGUUUUUCCACACCACCUUGGACACCAAGUAAAACACUUAAACAUGAAAUGCACAGACAGAUUCUUGUAAACCUCAUGAUGCCAUUUGUUUGAAUUCAGCUGCUGUGCUUCCUAAACCUAAAUGAGCAGGUGAACACUUGCCUUGGUGACAGACUCAAUUCCUAUUUACAGUACGUUCUUUGAAAAAGCAAGCGAGUCCACCAGUCUAUUUUUUGUCCAGCUGCAAUUGGGCAACUGGAGGCAGAGGAAAGCCCUACGUCCUUCUAUACACAAGCUACUCAACACUGAAGGUGGAACUGGACUGGAUCCCUUAGAUUGGCUCUUGGAGUUUGCAUCAAUGGGGUUGUACUGGAUACAAAAACUUGAAGUUUGUGCUUGUUUCCAAAAUGCUGCCCAUUUUACACCCAGACCAAGUCCCGGUUACUCCUGUUUUCCUUUGCCAUUCAGAAACGUCAAAAAAAAAUGCAGUUCCUAGGAGUGACACUUUUUUUGUCUUUUGGAUGGUUGUGCAUAGUUUCUGGGUGGAAAGAGGGCAACUUUGGAAAUCCAGCCAUGAUACAGUGUAUUCCUUUAAAAAGAUUUGUGAAAGUGUUUUCUUGUUGUACAUCCUGUGAUAUGUCUGGUCUGCAAGAAUAAAAUGGACAAUAAUCUCUA
Messenger RNA from Polypterus senegalus (gray bichir), 3927 nucleotides. It is a transcript of the gene bin1a, whose product is annotated as myc box-dependent-interacting protein 1. Gene Ontology annotation, cellular component: plasma membrane; cytoplasm; synaptic vesicle. The coding region runs from base 128 to 1918 and encodes 596 amino acids. The record is from RefSeq and is a predicted model, not a curated record. Gene Ontology annotation, molecular function: tau protein binding; phospholipid binding. Lineage: Eukaryota; Metazoa; Chordata; Cladistia; Polypteriformes; Polypteridae. The transcript is spliced from 20 exons. Gene Ontology annotation, biological process: regulation of endocytosis.